AUUUUUGUUUCGCUUUUUUCUUCUUUUUUAAAUACAUUCGGAUGAGAUAAGGAUAAAACUAUUAUAUAAAACGACAUGUAUGUAUGUUUUUAAAUGAUGGUUGAUAAUGAAAAUCAACAAUAUUAUAUCGAACACGAUAAUUUUACAACUUUUAAUGAUAAAUCACGUCUAAAUAUUACAACCAAGAAUGAUGACAAGAAAAAAGUUCCACCCGGGUUUGAGAAUAUUGUUAGAAGGAAUAUUAAUGUUCUUGAUAAUCGAAGAUUAUCUUGGGAUACCACUAAAGACAAAAUUGUGAAUGGACCUUCAAGAUUUCUUGAUGAAAACAGACGGAUUGUUAGGAAAGAGAUAAAACAAAAGAACAAAAAAACAAUCAAUUCUUACUAUGAGCUGUUUAAUAACAACAAUUUACUUAGAGUUGAAGAAAUGUAUAAUGAUGAGCGGAAAAAGUUUUUGCCAGACUUCACGUUUGAAGACUUAUUUGAUUACAACAUUGAAAAUAUUCCGAUAAUAAUGAUUGAAGGCUAUGCUUAUGAAAAUAAUUAUACCCAUAUCACAACAGAAUAUAACUUUUUUUUGCCCAAACAAUUUAAGAAAGAAAGAGAAGGUCAUAAGCUAAUUCGUGAAAUCUUCUAUAAAGAGGAAAAAAAGUGGUUUAAAAACUUAUGGAAAAAAGCUGUCCCUUUUCUAUAUUGCGAUUAA
This is a messenger RNA of Rhizophagus irregularis DAOM 181602=DAOM 197198, 702 nucleotides long. RefSeq lists its product as uncharacterized. The record is from RefSeq and is a predicted model, not a curated record. Lineage: Eukaryota; Fungi; Glomeromycota; Glomeromycetes; Glomerales; Glomeraceae.